This is a messenger RNA of Arthroderma uncinatum, 321 nucleotides long. RefSeq lists its product as uncharacterized. The record is from RefSeq and is a predicted model, not a curated record. The transcript has 2 exons. Bases 1 to 321 code for a protein of 106 amino acids. NCBI's taxonomy places the organism in Eukaryota, Fungi, Ascomycota, Eurotiomycetes, Onygenales, Arthrodermataceae.
AUGGAAGCUGGCAGCAGCCGGGCCCGUGGGCGUGGUCGUGGUCGUGGACGUGGGCGCGCUUGGCACUAUGCAGCUGGCAAGCGCAACUCUGCGGACGAAAUCCUUGAAAAUACAGUUAUGGCGAUGGCUGACCUGAAACGCCAGAUCAGCGAGGAGGCGGCUGGUCUCGAAGCAGAUAAGCCCAAUGGACUUCUUAAGGAUGCAGAGCUCUGGUCCUGCCGCAUCAAUGCAGGGUUGUUUGGCGUUGAAUGGGAAAGAUCUAAAAGCGUAUUGGCAGACUCUAUGUUGGACAUCAAGGUCGUCUCACCACCUCCAGAGUAG